Nematolebias whitei (Rio pearlfish) is the source of this 670-nucleotide messenger RNA. Its product is annotated as gamma-crystallin M3. Gene Ontology annotation, molecular function: structural constituent of eye lens. The transcript has 3 exons. The coding region runs from base 79 to 633 and encodes 184 amino acids. Lineage: Eukaryota; Metazoa; Chordata; Actinopteri; Cyprinodontiformes; Rivulidae. The record is from RefSeq and is a predicted model, not a curated record. Gene Ontology annotation, biological process: visual perception; lens development in camera-type eye.
GGCACAGUUUGGUGCAAGAGCAAGAACAGCAGCAGCUCCAGCAGCAGCAGCAGCAGCAGCAGCCCACCGACCAGCAGCAUGACUUCCACUGGAAUGAACCAGAUGAGCAGAAUCGUCUUCUACGAGGAGAGGAACUUCCAGGGCCGCUCCUAUGAGUGCAUGAGCGAUUGCCCCGACAUGUCCUCCUACCUGAGCAGGUGCCACUCCUGCAGGGUGGAGAGGGGUUGCUUCGUGGUCUACGACCGCACCAACUACAUGGGCAACCAGUACUUCAUGAGGAGGGGCGAGUACGCUGACUACAUGAGCAUGAUGGGCAUGAGCGACAACAUCAGGUCCUGCCGCAUGAUCCCCAUGUACAGGGGAUCCUACAGGAUGAGGAUCUAUGAGAGGGAGAACUUCGGAGGUCAGAUGUAUGAGCUGAUGGAUGACUGUGACAACAUCAUGGACCGUUACCGCAUGUCCAACUGCAUGUCCUGCAACGUGAUGGACGGCCACUGGCUGAUGUACGAGCAGCCCCACUACAGAGGCAGGAUGAUGUACAUGUGGCCCGGGGAGUACAGGAACUUCAUGAACAUGGGCUACAGCGGCAUGAGGUUCAUGAGCAUGAGGCGCAUCACCGACUCCUGCUAUUAGAUUCUCUUUGCACUGAAUAAAACUGUCCCAAAUUGAA